UUAUUUCGUCAAAGAAAGAGGCGUGUCCGUACAGUCAGAGCGUGAGAGACCAGCUGGAAGCUGUGCUUGUUUUCUAUCUUUUUUUUUCAUUUUUGUUUUAAACAUAGCUGAUUUUGGGGAGUCUAAAAAUCAGAAAUGGGAGCUUGUUUGGCCUUGUGUUCCGUAGCCAGCUGCGUGUCAUGUCUGUGCGGUUCUGCCCCCUGCCUGCUGUGUGGCUGCUGCCCCUCCUCCAAUAACUCCACCGUCACCCGCAUCGUCUUCUCCCUCUUCCUGCUCAUGGGAACCAUUGUCUCCAUCAUCAUGAUCCUGCCGGGCAUGGAGGCUCAGCUCAAGAAGAUCCCAGGGUUCUGUGUGGAUGGCACCUCCAUCCCUGGCAUACAGAACAAGGUCAACUGUGACAUCGUCGUGGGCUACAAGUCGGUCUACCGCAUGUGCUUCGCCAUGGCCUGUUUCUUCUUCCUCUUCUGCGUCAUCAUGAUCCGUGUCAGAAGCAGCAAGGACCCGCGAGCUUCUAUCCAGAACGGGUUCUGGUUCUUCAAGUUUCUUGCCCUGGUUGGGAUAACAGUGGGGGCCUUCUUCAUUCCUGAUGGGACAUUCAACACAGUGUGGUUCUACUUUGGAGUGGUGGGGUCGUUCGUGUUCAUCAUCAUCCAGCUGAUCCUGCUGAUUGACUUUGCUCAUUCCUGGAACCAAGCGUGGGUGGAGAAUGCAGAAGAGGGAAACCGCAAGUGCUGGUUUGCAGGCCUGCUGACAUUCACAUUUUUGCACUACGCCCUCGCCUUUGCUGCUGUGGUGCUCUUUUAUGUGUAUUACACCAAGCCUGAUGACUGCACGGAGAACAAGGUGUUCAUCAGCCUCAACCUGAUCUUCUGCAUCAUCGUCUCCAUCGUGUCCAUCCUCCCCAAAGUGCAGGAGGUCCAGCCUCAGUCUGGCCUGCUUCAGGCUUCCAUCAUCACUCUGUAUACCAUGUAUGUCACCUGGUCAGCCAUGACCAACCAGCCCAACCGCAACUGCAACCCCAGCCUGCUGAGUCUGGUCACAAACGGCAGCACCACAUCGCCCACCAGCACCCCUGGGCAGACCGUGCAGUGGUGGGACGCGCAGGGCAUUGUGGGUUUAGUCAUCUUCCUCUUCUGUACCCUCUACGCCAGCAUCCGUUCAUCCAAUAACACUCAGGUGAACAAACUGAUGCAGACCGAGGAGGGGGGCGGAGAAGCCGCGGCGAGUCUCCAUGACGACGGUCAGGCGCGCGCUGUUGACAACGAGACAGAGGGCGUGACCUACAGCUACUCCUUCUUCCACUUCUGCCUCUUCCUGGCCUCCCUGUACAUCAUGAUGAAUCUCACCAACUGGUACCAGCCCAAUGCAACCUACCAGGCUAUGGUCAGCACUAUGCCAGCUGUCUGGGUGAAGAUCUCCUCCAGCUGGCUGGGUCUGGCACUGUACCUCUGGACCUUGGUGGCGCCACUCAUUCUUACCGACCGGGAUUUCAGCUGAUUGGCACCGGGGUCUUGACCCACUGCGGGGAGGGGUCACUGGGGAACUGGGAAGUCUUGUAGGCUACUUUGUUUGACUUCUUUAAGAUAGGUUUUUAUCUCAGGAUCUGCUGCUUAUGUUGUUUUUCAAAGUUAAAAGUAGGCCCAGUAUUGCUGUGGUGUUUUUUAAUAGGACACUCUAUCUUCUAUAUUCUACAGCUGUAAAUGGCUUAGAUGACCUUCGGCCUUUUAAAGGUCAUUGUGAUUUGGUGGUUCCAUAGUGUCUUCAUAAGCUCGAUGUUUCUCAUAUUGUCACUCCAAAGUACUUUUUGAAAGUGUGUUAGGGAAAUCUCCUUUCUCGUUUUCCCUGGGCCUUUUUGCUUGAUGAUUUUUUUUUUACAAGCAAAGACCUUAUUGAAAUAGUUGUUUGAGUGUGGACAAUAUGGAUUUAUUGGGAAUUGAAGUUUUUUUCUGUUUUUAUGUUGUAUUUCAUUGAGUGAUCACAUAGAUCGAAAGACGUAUAGGCUAAGGUCUUUCACUCUAGGUCUUAGGUCAGAUCAGAGUAAUUGUAGGUGUUUUUAAUCCUGACUUCUGUCUUACUGUAAAUGAAUCGUUUUCUCUUCUUGUCGAUUGCUGGCUUUGAACUGACAAAUCUUGACAUUUUUCUUUGUGAAUGUGCAGAUUUCUCCCAAGUUAUACUGUAGGGAUUAACAAAAGAGUUAAAUAUUUUUUAUCUGUAUGAAGCACUUGAGCAGUUCUUUGUUGCUCUGAGACAUUUAUAUGCUUCAGAGAUUGUCCUGGUAAUGAUAAUCAAAUAAUAAAAAAGUGUUGGAUAAACAGUCUGCACAAUUUACAAUUAACACUCAAUUUAAAUAGUGAGUUAAAUGAAAGGCCUAUUUUGUCUGAACACUUCCUAUUUUUUUCAACAGGGGACAAGUCUGUCCUAAGCAGAUCCCCAUGAAGGCAGUGUAACUGUGCUGUAACAGUAGCACACUAGGCACUGUUUCACUGUGACAGUACAGCUCUACCUAUUUCUUUCUACCUCUCUUAUACCUGCCCUUCUGCUCCACUGAGCACUCUGUUACACCAUCCUGCCAUUAUCCAGCAUAUGCAAACUUACAUUUUGUGGCUAGUGUUUUUAGCUGCUCCACCAUUUUGUUUUUUUAUUUGUGGAAGAAUAAAGUCACAUGGCAUUUAUUUUGCUGUGAAUCUUGGCUGAUUCAUUGAGGAACUGUUCAGACCAGACCCUGGUGAAACACCCAGUUGCCUGCUAAUGUGUAAUAUAAUUUAGAAGGAAGCAAAAAAGAAGGGUUUAUUUUAGGAUCACCAACUGUAUUUUCAUUGUAUACUUCUGGAGGACAAUGAGGAAGUGCAGACAGGGCCCUCCUGCAUUUGAGGGAGUUCCUCAUGCAUGAUGCUGUUCAUCUCUGGAGAUGUUACGAACUUGGCAGUGAUGUUCCGGAGGCUCCGAGCAAAUUAAAGGAGAGGUGUUACUCUCAUUGAUGUCACUGCAAGGCUGCAGGUGCUAGCUAAACCUAGCGCUUCCCGGGAUGGGGCUGAGCCAGCUGUGCACUUCCGCAGGGGCAAUCCUUGUCACAGCUGGACAUGACCCAGGCUCGAACCCACGACAUCGGGGUCCCGGCGCUCACCCUGGGCUCCGAGCCUGCACCUUUGCUAGUUGAGGCAUUCAGGAGCCCACAGCAAAAACCCAUUUAAAGUGUUAAGAAUUUUGUGACACACUAGCAGAGAGUGGUACUGAAUUACUGUUAUAGUUAUUUGUUUAGCCCGUAUUUUGUUUUUUCCCUAUCUUUAUACAGACAAUGUGCAUGGCUGGAACACUACUGUUUUCACCUUUUGGCCUUGCCCUGUGCACUCUGAAACCUGAUGACUAUGGCAAUUGAUUAUCUGCCUCGUAUUUUGAUUCCUUUUCCGUGCAUAUUAAGGGAAUGGGAAUGAUGCCGUUGGUCUUGUGUUUCCUGUUGAACUGUUGCCGACAACAUUCUUCACACUCAGCCGGUUGGGAAUAUUUUACCUUUUGUCUGGGAAGACCUGGAACAUCCCACACCUGAGUAACAGAUCAGUGGGCUUUCCUGGGAAUUAACAAUACUGCAUGUGUGUAUGUGAUCUCCUUUUAAGUCAAAUUAUAAUUUUACUUUGUAUAGAAGAUUGCAAAACAAUGCUUCCUAAUUGGGCAUGUCUUUAAAUGUAUCCUAUACUAUAAGCGCAUUGGAUUUCAAAUAAAUUUGUAAUUUGCUCAAAAGAUAUUAACAAAGGCAUGGUAUUCAUCAUGUAUUAAUGCUGUCAAUAUCCUAUAAAUGAUGGAAAAUAAUACAGUAUGUGCCUUUUUGUAUACACUUUUAGGCGAUUUUUGUAUUCUGUAUUUUACAGUUUUCACUUAUGUUUUCAAUAAAUUUGUAUUUUUAAUUUUCCAAAACUUGGGGAGUUGCAUCCUUUACAGCUUUUUAUCUAAUAAAUAUAUACUGUCCUGUU
Molecule: messenger RNA, 3965 nt
Organism: Lepisosteus oculatus (spotted gar)
Lineage: Eukaryota; Metazoa; Chordata; Actinopteri; Semionotiformes; Lepisosteidae
Gene: serinc2l
Product: serine incorporator 2, like
Cellular component (GO): membrane
Source: RefSeq, a predicted model, not a curated record